GUUCCUCCAUCUUGACCUCGAGUCCUCUAUUCAAACAUGACAGACAACAAUGAUCUCACAGACAAUGGAUCCCAGUCCGAUUCAUGCUCAGACAAUAGUUCUGAAGAGGAGGAAGAAAUAAUUACCCAGGAAUACUUGGAUUCCCUUCUCGACAAAGCGAGAAAAAACCUCCCCAGGCAAACGCCAGCCACAGAAGCAGCGGUACGCGAAGAAGAGUUAAUUGUUUUACCAAAAGAAGAACCUUCUGUUCCCUUACCUCCAUUAGACCCAGGUCCUGUUCCAAAACCCUAUUUCCAACUCCGUCAGACUCUCUACGAACCGUCGUCAUUACGAGAGCCAGAAGCUGAACUUGCAGAUCGAAACGCAAAUACUUCAUCUAUCUCUGCCGGGGCACCCGCUCCCCCUAUACCUCCACCUGAGCUUUCAAAAUCUGGAAAAUCCAUCACGAAGAAACAACGGAAGGAGCUUCGAAACAAAACCGCCGGUUCUGACUGGUUUGAUAUGCCUGCCCCGUCUGAAUCCGAACUCCCUCGAUUAUACCGCGAAGUAGAAGCAAUGCGACUUCGGAACCAGUUGGACCCAAAGCGGUUCUAUAAAAAAGAUGAAGGAGAAGGAAAGGGAAUUAAAGGCCUACCAAAACAUUUUGCUAUAGGCACAGUUGUUAUAACAAAUACACCAUUUGGUGGUGGUGGGUCUGGACAGGACCUCACACGAGCAGAAAGAAAAAGAACAUUGGUGGACGAGCUGGUGGAUGAUGCAGAGGCUCGGAGGUAUGCCAAGAAGAAAUUCCAGGAUCUUCAGAGCUUUCGGGGCGCGAAGGGAAGGAACACGUUGCACAUUAAAAAUGCUGGUAGGAGGAAAAAGUGGUAG
Marasmius oreades (fairy-ring Marasmius) is the source of this 870-nucleotide messenger RNA. RefSeq lists its product as uncharacterized. Gene Ontology annotation, molecular function: RNA binding. Gene Ontology annotation, biological process: RNA processing. The record is from RefSeq and is a predicted model, not a curated record. The transcript has 5 exons. NCBI's taxonomy places the organism in Eukaryota, Fungi, Basidiomycota, Agaricomycetes, Agaricales, Marasmiaceae. The coding region runs from base 37 to 870 and encodes 277 amino acids. Gene Ontology annotation, cellular component: nucleolus.